Molecule: messenger RNA, 4496 nt
Organism: Rana temporaria (common frog)
Lineage: Eukaryota; Metazoa; Chordata; Amphibia; Anura; Ranidae
Gene: EPC1
Product: enhancer of polycomb homolog 1
Exons: 14
Coding region: 745-2973 (742 amino acids)
Biological process (GO): regulation of transcription by RNA polymerase II
Cellular component (GO): piccolo histone acetyltransferase complex
Source: RefSeq, a predicted model, not a curated record
GCAGCAGCAGCAGCAGCCAGUGACACCUUCAAUCUCCUGGCCGAUUCAUCAGCUAAUAUUGCAUUGUAAUAACUUGCAUCUCCCCCCCUCUUCCCCAUGACAUCAUUGCAGCCUUGAUUGAAUUGUGGAGGUGUGAUUAAAGAGCUGCAUGUCAACAGAUCAAGCCUGCAGUGAACAAAGGUAGUAUGCACAUGAAGGGGGGCAUAGUUUGCUAAAAGAGGAAAAAAAUAAAAAGGAAUGAGGUUUGUGUUUGUAUGGUAGGAGUUUAAAAUGGCACACUGCCUUUUUUUCCAGGCUGCAGAAGGGGGGAGCUGGGGGAUAGUGCAGUCUGAGGGACACUGCCCUCCCAUCCAAUCACAAUCCGCCUAUUUGCCAUUGCAAAGUUGUUAACCCCAGAGUCUUGUGGCUGCCUCCGCUUCUAAUCUUCUUUGGGCUUUUCUUUUUUUCUCUCUUCUUCUUUUUUUUACAAAGCUUGGAAGAUUUGGGUUGAAGAAAGCUCUUCUCUCAUCAGACGACCAUGGAACUAAGUAGGACUCCAGAUCUGCUCUGCCAUCUCAAGAUGUUUGGAAAGCCAUCUGCUGCUUGGAUAUUGUUUCAUAGACCCCGGCACAGCUCUCUGCCUUUAUAUUGUUUUAAGAAUUCCUCCCUGGGGCUUGACACCCUCAUCACCUCCUUGCCUAAGAGGAACAUCAUCUCCAGCGAGCCAUUUCAGCACUGCAGGUAUAUGGAGAGAAGCGGGAUAACAUGGUUAUUCCAGUCCCGGAGGCAGAAAGCAACAUCUCUUAUUAUGAAUCUGUGUACCCAGGGGAAUUUAAGAUGCCAAAGCAGCUCAUUCACCUACAGCCUUUUAGUUUGGAUGCAGAGCAGCCAGAUUAUGACUUGGACUCUGAGGAUGAGAUCUUUGUGAACAAGCUUAGAAAGAAAUUGGACAUAUCUCCUCUCCAGUUUGAAGAAAUGAUUGACCGGUUAGAAAAGGGCAGCGGUCAGCAGCCUGUUAACCUCCAAGAAGCCAAGCUGUUGCUUAAGGAAGAUGACGAGUUGAUAACGGAAGUGUAUGACUAUUGGAUUAAGAAAAGGAAAAACUGUCGUGGCUCCUCCGUAAUACCAGCAGUGAAACAGGAGAAGCGGGAUGGCUCAAGCACCAGUGAUCCUUAUGUAGCUUUCAGAAGGCGUACAGAGAAGAUGCAAACGCGGAAAAACCGAAAGAAUGAUGAGGCUUCUUAUGAAAAGAUGCUGAAGUUGCGCCGGGAUCUUAGUCGAGCAGUUACUAUUUUAGAAAUGAUUAAGAGACGAGAAAAAAGCAAGCGAGAAUUAUUACAUCUAACACUGGAAAUUAUGGAAAAGAGGUAUAAUCUGGGUGACUACAGCGGAGAGGUAUUGUCAGAGGUAAUGGCACAGCGCCAGCCGUUGAAACCCACCUAUGCCAUCCCCAUCAUACCAAUUUCUAGCAGCCCCUUCAAACAUCAGGACACUAUAGAGAUUAAAGUUAACAAGCAAGAAAAGUCUGAUGUUGUACGACCGAAGCGAAAAUAUGAGAAGAAGCCCAAAGUCUUACCCUCCUCCCCUGCUGCUCAACAAACAAGCCCUGCUGCACUGCCAGUGUUUAAUGCUAAAGAUCUGAAUCAGUAUGACUUUCCUAGCUCUGACGAUGAGCCCCUGUCACAGGUUAUGUCAGGUUCAUCAGAAGCUGAGGAAGAAAAUGAUCCAGAUGGUCCCUUUGCUUUCCGUAGGAAAGCUGGCUGUCAGUACUAUGCUCCUCAUUUGGACCAAACUGGCAAUUGGCCAUGGUGUAGUCCAGAGCAAGGAGGUUUGGGAGACAUUCGUUAUAGAUACUGCCUCACUACCCUCACUGUUCCCCGCAAGUGUAUUGGGUUUGCACGAAGACGGGUUGGGCGUGGUGGAAGGGUGCAUCUCGACAGAGCGCAUUCGAACUACGACAGUGAUUUUCGUCAGCUGGACGUUGACAUGCUUUCCUCUCCUGAACACACUUCAAUCAAUUUAUUUGCCAAUACCUCAGAAAUGAAUACCUCGGAUAAAUGUUUCUCUAAAGACCUCAGCCAGAUGUUAGUCAAUAUAAAAUCAUGUAGGUGGCGACACUUUAGGCCACGGACAACAUCCCUACAUGACAGUGACAAUGUUGACUUUUCCUGUAGAACGUUUCACAAAGGUAUCACCCGAACAGGCACAGCACAACCUGGGACCCAGACUUGCAGUACCUCGACAUCAAGUAAAAGUAGCAGUGGUUCAGCACACUUUGCAUUUACACCUGAACAAUACCAGCAACACCAACAACAACUGGCACUAAUGCAGAAACAACAGCUUGCUCAAAUACAUCAACAGCAGGCCAAUAACAAUUCUUCUGCCAACACUUCACAGGGUUUUGUUUCAAAGACCUUGGACUCUGCUAGUGCACAGUUUGCUGUUACAGCUUUGGUAACGUCUGAGCAGCUGAUGGCCUUCAAAAUGAAGGAAGAUGUUGUCCUUGGAAUUGGAGUGAAUGGCAUCCUUCAAGCCUCAGGAGUCUACAAGGGCUUACACCUCAGUAGUAAUACGCCUGCAGCAUUUUUACACACAAGUCAUUCAUCUUCUUCAUCUUCGACUGGUUCAGCAUUGCUACAGCCUUCCAGUAUAACACAGACUGCUACUUCCCACAGCACUCUGAGUCACCAAGUAACUGCUGCCAAUUCUGCAACAACUCAGGUCCUGAUUGGGAAUAACAUCCGAUUGACUGUACCAUCCUCCGUUGCCACUGUAAACUCUUUAAACUCCCUUAAUGCACGCCAUUUACCUAGGACUUUAAGUGCUGUUGCCCCAUCUGCCUUAAAGCUGGCUGCAGCAGCAGCAGCAAACUGUCAGGUACCCAAGAUUCCAGCAGCAACUUCUGUGGAUGGAGUACCGAGGGAAAACCAUGACACAGAAAAGCCAGCAUUGAACAGUAUAACGGACAACACAGUAGCAAUGGAAGUGACGUAGUUUCCACAGGAACAGGACUGCAGCCUUGGGAACUUGUUUAGGUGCUAUGCAUCAGUAGCAUUAUGAAUGCAAGGGAUGAUGGGAACCAGCACACACACUGCGUUUCCAUGGCAGCUGUGGGGACUCAACAGCAAUGCACAUCUCUCAUGCUUUGAUUUCUUUUCUUUUUUUCGUACUGUUAAUAGGAAAAGAAUAAAACAUCUGUAAAUUAUGAAUACAGCAAUUAUCUGUACAGUACUGCAUAUUUGUAAUACCCUUGUAUAUAUGUUACUUGAAUACAGAACUGUUCAUUUGUGAUGCUUUGCACUGGGGGGGGGAUAAAAAGAAAAAACGGGAAACAAAAACUGCAACAAAAUAAGAGUGUGAGAUUGUAUAGAGAUGAGAGAAGUGUCAUCACAUCAUGUGCAUGGUGCGGAACCUGCUGUUUUAUCUAUUUAUUGUGCCGUGUUUACAGUUUUUUGUACACUGUACCUUCAUUGGUUCCUGUGCUGUAGUAAAUGUGUUAGGUAGCUGUGGACUCCUUGGUAUUUUGUAAAUGGUAUAACAUAACUUGGUUCCCCACCGGGUCCCUGAGUUCUCUGUGUAUCAUGUGAAGAAAUGGUGACAUACAUACAGAUUCUUAAGAAAAAAAAGGCAUCAUUUAUUAAAUGGGGAAUGUACUCAAUAGGGAUCUUCCUUUUUUGUAAUCUCAGAAGUUACAAGAUAAUAAUGAAGUCUCAAAUCUUCCCAUCCCCCAUUCAUCUGUACGUCACGUGGGUGGUUUCUGGUACUUCAGGCACUAAAAGGUUUUGUUGCUGCUUUACAAACAAGCCCCCUCCUCCUGCCCCAUCUCCUCCUACACCAAAAAAGUGUUAAAUCAAGUAUGCAAAUGGAGUCCAUUCAACUGGAGUUUUUUUUUUAUGUUGUCUGCCCUUUUUUUAAGAAAAAAAAAAAACACUUUAAAAAAUUGUAUUUUUUUAUUGUGUAAUUGUUAAAAGACUUCAUUCUUUACUUGUUCUUAAGAAAAAAGGAUAUAAGGGAGAAGAAUGCAGUAAUUGCUGUACGUGUAUCAUCAUUCCAGUUUCUAAAAUAGCCAGCUUUUUUCCUUUUUUUAUUUUUUGUUUGUUCCCCGAUUUUCUCUCCAGAAGGCUGCAGGGCCAGAACCACAACUAUCGGGUGCCUUCCUUUCGGAAAUAUGAGCUCUCUUCUGUGAAGAGCAUGGUACUUUACAGACUACUAAUGCUUUGUCAGUAGAAAAGUCUGAAUGCCCAGUUCCAAUGGCAUACAUUGAUCCAUGAGGUUUUUUUUAAAUCCUGGAAAACACAUUGUGGAAAAAAAAUAAUUCUCACUAAAUAAAAACCAGGGCAUUACAUGUUGACAAAACAGAAAAAAAUGUGUGGUGAUGUUUCUUUAUUUCUGUAUUAAUUUCUGCUCUAAGUUCAUUGUCAAUUUCAAUUCAAUGUUCUGCACUUGUUUCUUAAAUGGAAGGACAGAAAAGCUCCCACUAAAUUAAGGAAAAUAUUAAAACACUUAAAAAAGAAUCA